Molecule: messenger RNA, 927 nt
Organism: Nelumbo nucifera (sacred lotus)
Lineage: Eukaryota; Viridiplantae; Streptophyta; Magnoliopsida; Proteales; Nelumbonaceae
Molecular function (GO): nucleic acid binding; RNA-DNA hybrid ribonuclease activity
Source: RefSeq, a predicted model, not a curated record
AUGGGAGCCGAGUUCAACUAUUCACCCAUAGAGAAGACUUGUCUUACUCUCAUCUCUGCCAGGAAGAACUUACGACAUUACAUGUUGGCACAUACUGUCCACCUCAUCUCAAGGGUAGACCCCCUCAAGUACAUAAUCACACGACCUGUACUUUCAAGGAGACUGGCUAAAUGGGCUCUCCUCUUGUUAGAAUUUGAUAUCAUCUACGUCCCACAGAAGGCCGUGAAAGGACAUGCACUAGCAGACUUUCUUGCAGAUCACCCUAUUCCAGUAGAUUGGGAACUCUCUGAAGACCUUCCUGAUGAAGAUGUUUUCUACAUAAACAUCUUACCAGCAUGGAUGAUGUUUUUCGAUGGAACAACACGCAAAGAUGGCACGGGUGCUAGUUUUGUAUUUGUCUCGCCACAAAGAGAAAUCCUCACAUACUCAUUUGUCUUAACUGAGCUUUGCUCUAACAACAUGGCAGAGUAUCAAGCUUUAAUCAUUGGCUUAGAAAUGACCAUUGACUUGGAAAUUCACUUCCUCACAGUAUAUGGGGAUUUGAAGUUGGUAAUCAACCAAUUGAAGACAAAGUAUGAGGUGCACAAGGACGACCUAGUUCCCUAUCACCAUUAUGCAAUCCAAUUGCUAAUGGAGUUGAAGCAUGCUACCAUUGAACAUGUACCCAGAAGUGAAAACGAGCAAGCAGAUGCCCUUGCUAAUCUAGCGUCAGUCUUAGCACUCACGGGUGAUGAAGCAACAACAAUACCCGUUUGUGCAAAAUGGGUUAUUCCCCCUAAGCCUUCUCAAGAAGAGACAGAACAUGAAAGUAAUGUGGUUUUUGUAUUUACUAUGGAGGUUGAGGACUGGAGGCGACCAUUCAUUGACUACUUGCAGCAUGGGAAGUUGCCUAAAGAUCCCAAGUGUAGAGCUGAGAUACGGCGUUGA